AUCUCAAUAUAUUAGUCUUAUUAGUAAUGUUUGCACAGAAUUAUUCAUACAAAUAUUAUUAGCCUGUGUCGGGGACAGUUGUCAAGCUCAGCAACAGGCUCACAGCUCAGCUCCCAGCCUCAAGGUUCCAGAUGUGCAGGGGCCAGGGCUUUCAGGGACACGCCCCCUGGGCCUCUGGGGGGCCAAUUGACGCGCAGAAGGCGGGGCCCUGGGAGCGACAAUGGUGUUAUCCAAUGGAACGACAGCCGGAGCCGCCCCUGGCCAAUCGGCGCGCUCCUCCGCGAUGGGCGGAAGUGGUGAGGCAGCUCUGGGGGCCGUUGUUCGGUGCGGGGGCUGACAGAGGAGGCUUGGUGUCAGCAGCUAGCGAGUCAGCGUUUCUCCUCUUGUCCCUGGUGAGGUGUAGCGGCGGCAUACGGCUGGAGAGCCCCUGUGGCCUCCAGUUCAGGAAGGGUCCGGCAUCCCAAGGGAGGGUGUGUGGGCGAGGGGUCUCCGGGCCCGGGGUUGUGGCUGUGAGAAGAUGCCGGCGCCGCGGCGUCUCAGGCACCUGGAGAAGGCCGCGCUUUCUCCUCAGGAAACCGGGGCCUCGACGGCCCCCAGUGACGCCGCCCCCUUCGCGGCCUAGGCUAGCCCGGGAACUGGGAAACGGGCGUCGUCCGCAGCGCUGCUGUGGCCACCGCGCCCCGGGUGGAGCUGGACUCGGGGCCGGCCUGGGCCUAGAGCCCGAGCCUCGAGCUGCCGGCGUGGGGGGUCGGGAGUGGCCUAGUGCGGCCUCGAGGCCGAAGGAUCCGAGUCCGAGCUCCCACUCCGACCCGCUGGUGCUGCGGGAAACUCAGGUGGCCUUCCGCUUUCGUAGCCUCUGAAGUGGGGAUCAAGACUUUCACUUCAUAGUAUUGUUGUCGGGAUUAAAAGAUUGUCCCGGAAGAGCUAAAGAUGGCUGAAUUUCUAGAUGACCAGGAUACUCGACUUUGUGACAACUG
Messenger RNA from Sapajus apella (tufted capuchin), 977 nucleotides. RefSeq lists its product as uncharacterized. The coding region runs from base 132 to 860 and encodes 242 amino acids. The record is from RefSeq and is a predicted model, not a curated record. NCBI's taxonomy places the organism in Eukaryota, Metazoa, Chordata, Mammalia, Primates, Cebidae. The transcript is spliced from 2 exons.